Closterium sp. Yama58-4 is the source of this 16416-nucleotide messenger RNA. The record is from the annotation of a GenBank genome assembly. Lineage: Eukaryota; Viridiplantae; Streptophyta; Zygnematophyceae; Desmidiales; Closteriaceae.
AUGUGGGGCUGGCAGCACGCCACGUGGGGCUGGCAGCACGCCACGUGGGGCUUGCAGCACACCACGUGGGGCUGGCAGAACACCACGUGGAGCACUGGAACGUACAGGUGCAACACUGGCACAGGUGCAACACUGGCACAGGUGCAACACUGGCACAGGUGCAACACUGGCACAGGUGCAACACUGGCACAGGUGCAACACUGGCACAGGUGCAACACUGGCACAGGUGCAACACUGGCACAGGUGCAACACUGGCACAGGUGCAACACUGGCACAGGUGCAACACUGGCACAGGUGCAACACUGGCACAGGUGCAACACUGGCACAGGUGCAACACUGGCACAGGUGCAACACUGGCACAGGUGCAACACUGGCACAGGUGCAACACUGGCACAGGUGCAACACUGGCACAGGUGCAACACUGGCACAGGUGCAACACUGGCACAGGUGCAACACUGCAGUAGUUGCGGCAAUACACACCAACAUCUGAAAUGCCUUAGUGAUUUCGAAUCGUCUUGCUUGUUCGACGAGGGGACUGCUUACUCAGAAACUGCUGCCACUGGCCAGGACACGGUCGCUGCAGGGGGAGGUGAUGGAGGGACAGGUGCGUUAAGUCCACAGCAGGGCUGCUGUAUGCAUGCAGCUGAGUUCCUUGAUUCGCGAGCGGGGCCUCCAGGUACCCACAUGUGGUUGGGGGAGGCCGUGGAAGCAUUUGGUGCCGCCCAACAGCAGAUGAUGUCAGCAGCAGGAGAGAAGGGAGGGCAGGGCAGAGCACCAGGAAGUGCGAUGCGGAGCUUUAGCCGCUUCAGAAGGCUUGUGACAUUUACGGAGCGGUCUCGGCGACAGGUGGGGCAGAGAGGGGAGGGCGGUGAGGAGAUGGGUGAAGGGGUUGAAAGCAAGGAAGGGCGAGCGGAGGGAGGGGGCAGUGCAGCAGGGAGUGGGGGAGUGGGCGAGGCCUUCGGGAAGGGUGCAAGUGAAGAGAUGAAAGGAAAGCAGGAGCAGCAAGAGCAGCAGUGGGGAACAGAGGAGAAGGGGGCAAGGCCGAGGCACAAGAUGCAGAUGAAGUCGACAGGAGGACAGCAUGGCAGCGGUGGCAGGGAGGCGCGGGUGGCAUAUGAGUUCCUGUGGAAUGACAGCCUGCUGGAGUCAGCAGCGAGUGAGUGCGAGACGUUCAAGCUACUACACCCGCAGCUGCAGUCCAUCACCCACAACCCGGGCCUCUCCGGCCAGGAGUGCGUGCGACAGGUGAGAGCAGCAGCGCCAGAGCGUGAGAGAGAGGUUGCACCUGGUGGGCACUGCAAUGACUGGCAUGUUGCACCUGGUGGGCACUGCAAUGACUGGCAUGUUGCACCUGGUGGGCACUGCAAUGACUGGCAUGUUGCACCUGGUGGGCACUGCAAUGACUGGCAUGUUGCACCUGGUGGGCACUGCAAUGACUGGCAUGUUGCACCUGGUGGGCACUGCAAUGACUGGCAUGUUGCACCUGGUGGGCACUGCAAUGACUGGCAUGUUGCACCUGGUGGGCACUGCAAUGACUGGCAUGUUGCACCUGGUGGGCACUGCAAUGACUGGCAUGUUGCACCUGGUGGGCACUGCAAUGACUGGCAUGUUGCACCUGGUGGGCACUGCAAUGACUGGCAUGUUGCACCUGGUGGGCACUGCAAUGACUGGCAUGUUGCACCUGGUGGGCACUGCAAUGACUGGCAUGUUGCACCUGGUGGGCACUGCAAUGACUGGCAUGUUGCACCUGGUGGGCACUGCAAUGACUGGCAUGUUGCACCUGGUGGGCACUGCAAUGACUGGCAUGUUGCACCUGGUGGGCACUGCAAUGACUGGCAUGUUGCACCUGGUGGGCACUGCAAUGACUGGCAUGUUGCACCUGGUGGGCACUGCAAUGACUGGCAUGUUGCACCUGGUGGGCACUGCAAUGACUGGCAUGUUGCACCUGGUGGGCACUGCAAUGACUGGCAUGUUGCACCUGGUGGGCACUGCAAUGACUGGCAUGUUGCACCUGGUGGGCACUGCAAUGACUGGCAUGUUGCACCUGGUGGGCACUGCAAUGACUGGCAUGUUGCACCUGGUGGGCACUGCAAUGACUGGCAUGUUGCACCUGGUGGGCACUGCAAUGACUGGCAUGUUGCACCUGGUGGGCACUGCAAUGACUGGCAUGUUGCACCUGGUGGGCACUGCAAUGACUGGCAUGUUGCACCUGGUGGGCACUGCAAUGACUGGCAUGUUGCACCUGGUGGGCACUGCAAUGACUGGCAUGUUGCACCUGGUGGGCACUGCAAUGACUGGCAUGUUGCACCUGGUGGGCACUGCAAUGACUGGCAUGUUGCACCUGGUGGGCACUGCAAUGACUGGCAUGUUGCACCUGGUGGGCACUGCAAUGACUGGCAUGUUGCACCUGGUGGGCACUGCAAUGACUGGCAUGUUGCACCUGGUGGGCACUGCAAUGACUGGCAUGUUGCACCUGGUGGGCACUGCAAUGACUGGCAUGUUGCACCUGGUGGGCACUGCAAUGACUGGCAUGUUGCACCUGGUGGGCACUGCAAUGACUGGCAUGUUGCACCUGGUGGGCACUGCAAUGACUGGCAUGUUGCACCUGGUGGGCACUGCAAUGACUGGCAUGUUGCACCUGGUGGGCACUGCAAUGACUGGCAUGUUGCACCUGGUGGGCACUGCAAUGACUGGCAUGUUGCACCUGGUGGGCACUGCAAUGACUGGCAUGUUGCACCUGGUGGGCACUGCAAUGACUGGCAUGUUGCACCUGGUGGGCACUGCAAUGACUGGCAUGUUGCACCUGGUGGGCACUGCAAUGACUGGCAUGUUGCACCUGGUGGGCACUGCAAUGACUGGCAUGUUGCACCUGGUGGGCACUGCAAUGACUGGCAUGUUGCACCUGGUGGGCACUGCAAUGACUGGCAUGUUGCACCUGGUGGGCACUGCAAUGACUGGCAUGUUGCACCUGGUGGGCACUGCAAUGACUGGCAUGUUGCACCUGGUGGGCACUGCAAUGACUGGCAUGUUGCACCUGGUGGGCACUGCAAUGACUGGCAUGUUGCACCUGGUGGGCACUGCAAUGACUGGCAUGUUGCACCUGGUGGGCACUGCAAUGACUGGCAUGUUGCACCUGGUGGGCACUGCAAUGACUGGCAUGUUGCACCUGGUGGGCACUGCAAUGACUGGCAUGUUGCACCUGGUGGGCACUGCAAUGACUGGCAUGUUGCACCUGGUGGGCACUGCAAUGACUGGCAUGUUGCACCUGGUGGGCACUGCAAUGACUGGCAUGUUGCACCUGGUGGGCACUGCAAUGACUGGCAUGUUGCACCUGGUGGGCACUGCAAUGACUGGCAUGUUGCACCUGGUGGGCACUGCAAUGACUGGCAUGUUGCACCUGGUGGGCACUGCAAUGACUGGCAUGUUGCACCUGGUGGGCACUGCAAUGACUGGCAUGUUGCACCUGGUGGGCACUGCAAUGACUGGCAUGUUGCACCUGGUGGGCACUGCAAUGACUGGCAUGUUGCACCUGGUGGGCACUGCAAUGACUGGCAUGUUGCACCUGGUGGGCACUGCAAUGACUGGCAUGUUGCACCUGGUGGGCACUGCAAUGACUGGCAUGUUGCACCUGGUGGGCACUGCAAUGACUGGCAUGUUGCACCUGGUGGGCACUGCAAUGACUGGCAUGUUGCACCUGGUGGGCACUGCAAUGACUGGCAUGUUGCACCUGGUGGGCACUGCAAUGACUGGCAUGUUGCACCUGGUGGGCACUGCAAUGACUGGCAUGUUGCACCUGGUGGGCACUGCAAUGACUGGCAUGUUGCACCUGGUGGGCACUGCAAUGACUGGCAUGUUGCACCUGGUGGGCACUGCAAUGACUGGCAUGUUGCACCUGGUGGGCACUGCAAUGACUGGCAUGUUGCACCUGGUGGGCACUGCAAUGACUGGCAUGUUGCACCUGGUGGGCACUGCAAUGACUGGCAUGUUGCACCUGGUGGGCACUGCAAUGACUGGCAUGUUGCACCUGGUGGGCACUGCAAUGACUGGCAUGUUGCACCUGGUGGGCACUGCAAUGACUGGCAUGUUGCACCUGGUGGGCACUGCAAUGACUGGCAUGUUGCACCUGGUGGGCACUGCAAUGACUGGCAUGUUGCACCUGGUGGGCACUGCAAUGACUGGCAUGUUGCACCUGGUGGGCACUGCAAUGACUGGCAUGUUGCACCUGGUGGGCACUGCAAUGACUGGCAUGUUGCACCUGGUGGGCACUGCAAUGACUGGCAUGUUGCACCUGGUGGGCACUGCAAUGACUGGCAUGUUGCACCUGGUGGGCACUGCAAUGACUGGCAUGUUGCACCUGGUGGGCACUGCAAUGACUGGCAUGUUGCACCUGGUGGGCACUGCAAUGACUGGCAUGUUGCACCUGGUGGGCACUGCAAUGACUGGCAUGUUGCACCUGGUGGGCACUGCAAUGACUGGCAUGUUGCACCUGGUGGGCACUGCAAUGACUGGCAUGUUGCACCUGGUGGGCACUGCAAUGACUGGCAUGUUGCACCUGGUGGGCACUGCAAUGACUGGCAUGUUGCACCUGGUGGGCACUGCAAUGACUGGCAUGUUGCACCUGGUGGGCACUGCAAUGACUGGCAUGUUGCACCUGGUGGGCACUGCAAUGACUGGCAUGUUGCACCUGGUGGGCACUGCAAUGACUGGCAUGUUGCACCUGGUGGGCACUGCAAUGACUGGCAUGUUGCACCUGGUGGGCACUGCAAUGACUGGCAUGUUGCACCUGGUGGGCACUGCAAUGACUGGCAUGUUGCACCUGGUGGGCACUGCAAUGACUGGCAUGUUGCACCUGGUGGGCACUGCAAUGACUGGCAUGUUGCACCUGGUGGGCACUGCAAUGACUGGCAUGUUGCACCUGGUGGGCACUGCAAUGACUGGCAUGUUGCACCUGGUGGGCACUGCAAUGACUGGCAUGUUGCACCUGGUGGGCACUGCAAUGACUGGCAUGUUGCACCUGGUGGGCACUGCAAUGACUGGCAUGUUGCACCUGGUGGGCACUGCAAUGACUGGCAUGUUGCACCUGGUGGGCACUGCAAUGACUGGCAUGUUGCACCUGGUGGGCACUGCAAUGACUGGCAUGUUGCACCUGGUGGGCACUGCAAUGACUGGCAUGUUGCACCUGGUGGGCACUGCAAUGACUGGCAUGUUGCACCUGGUGGGCACUGCAAUGACUGGCAUGUUGCACCUGGUGGGCACUGCAAUGACUGGCAUGUUGCACCUGGUGGGCACUGCAAUGACUGGCAUGUUGCACCUGGUGGGCACUGCAAUGACUGGCAUGUUGCACCUGGUGGGCACUGCAAUGACUGGCAUGUUGCACCUGGUGGGCACUGCAAUGACUGGCAUGUUGCACCUGGUGGGCACUGCAAUGACUGGCAUGUUGCACCUGGUGGGCACUGCAAUGACUGGCAUGUUGCACCUGGUGGGCACUGCAAUGACUGGCAUGUUGCACCUGGUGGGCACUGCAAUGACUGGCAUGUUGCACCUGGUGGGCACUGCAAUGACUGGCAUGUUGCACCUGGUGGGCACUGCAAUGACUGGCAUGUUGCACCUGGUGGGCACUGCAAUGACUGGCAUGUUGCACCUGGUGGGCACUGCAAUGACUGGCAUGUUGCACCUGGUGGGCACUGCAAUGACUGGCAUGUUGCACCUGGUGGGCACUGCAAUGACUGGCAUGUUGCACCUGGUGGGCACUGCAAUGACUGGCAUGUUGCACCUGGUGGGCACUGCAAUGACUGGCAUGUUGCACCUGGUGGGCACUGCAAUGACUGGCAUGUUGCACCUGGUGGGCACUGCAAUGACUGGCAUGUUGCACCUGGUGGGCACUGCAAUGACUGGCAUGUUGCACCUGGUGGGCACUGCAAUGACUGGCAUGUUGCACCUGGUGGGCACUGCAAUGACUGGCAUGUUGCACCUGGUGGGCACUGCAAUGACUGGCAUGUUGCACCUGGUGGGCACUGCAAUGACUGGCAUGUUGCACCUGGUGGGCACUGCAAUGACUGGCAUGUUGCACCUGGUGGGCACUGCAAUGACUGGCAUGUUGCACCUGGUGGGCACUGCAAUGACUGGCAUGUUGCACCUGGUGGGCACUGCAAUGACUGGCAUGUUGCACCUGGUGGGCACUGCAAUGACUGGCAUGUUGCACCUGGUGGGCACUGCAAUGACUGGCAUGUUGCACCUGGUGGGCACUGCAAUGACUGGCAUGUUGCACCUGGUGGGCACUGCAAUGACUGGCAUGUUGCACCUGGUGGGCACUGCAAUGACUGGCAUGUUGCACCUGGUGGGCACUGCAAUGACUGGCAUGUUGCACCUGGUGGGCACUGCAAUGACUGGCAUGUUGCACCUGGUGGGCACUGCAAUGACUGGCAUGUUGCACCUGGUGGGCACUGCAAUGACUGGCAUGUUGCACCUGGUGGGCACUGCAAUGACUGGCAUGUUGCACCUGGUGGGCACUGCAAUGACUGGCAUGUUGCACCUGGUGGGCACUGCAAUGACUGGCAUGUUGCACCUGGUGGGCACUGCAAUGACUGGCAUGUUGCACCUGGUGGGCACUGCAAUGACUGGCAUGUUGCACCUGGUGGGCACUGCAAUGACUGGCAUGUUGCACCUGGUGGGCACUGCAAUGACUGGCAUGUUGCACCUGGUGGGCACUGCAAUGACUGGCAUGUUGCACCUGGUGGGCACUGCAAUGACUGGCAUGUUGCACCUGGUGGGCACUGCAAUGACUGGCAUGUUGCACCUGGUGGGCACUGCAAUGACUGGCAUGUUGCACCUGGUGGGCACUGCAAUGACUGGCAUGUUGCACCUGGUGGGCACUGCAAUGACUGGCAUGUUGCACCUGGUGGGCACUGCAAUGACUGGCAUGUUGCACCUGGUGGGCACUGCAAUGACUGGCAUGUUGCACCUGGUGGGCACUGCAAUGACUGGCAUGUUGCACCUGGUGGGCACUGCAAUGACUGGCAUGUUGCACCUGGUGGGCACUGCAAUGACUGGCAUGUUGCACCUGGUGGGCACUGCAAUGACUGGCAUGUUGCACCUGGUGGGCACUGCAAUGACUGGCAUGUUGCACCUGGUGGGCACUGCAAUGACUGGCAUGUUGCACCUGGUGGGCACUGCAAUGACUGGCAUGUUGCACCUGGUGGGCACUGCAAUGACUGGCAUGUUGCACCUGGUGGGCACUGCAAUGACUGGCAUGUUGCACCUGGUGGGCACUGCAAUGACUGGCAUGUUGCACCUGGUGGGCACUGCAAUGACUGGCAUGUUGCACCUGGUGGGCACUGCAAUGACUGGCAUGUUGCACCUGGUGGGCACUGCAAUGACUGGCAUGUUGCACCUGGUGGGCACUGCAAUGACUGGCAUGUUGCACCUGGUGGGCACUGCAAUGACUGGCAUGUUGCACCUGGUGGGCACUGCAAUGACUGGCAUGUUGCACCUGGUGGGCACUGCAAUGACUGGCAUGUUGCACCUGGUGGGCACUGCAAUGACUGGCAUGUUGCACCUGGUGGGCACUGCAAUGACUGGCAUGUUGCACCUGGUGGGCACUGCAAUGACUGGCAUGUUGCACCUGGUGGGCACUGCAAUGACUGGCAUGUUGCACCUGGUGGGCACUGCAAUGACUGGCAUGUUGCACCUGGUGGGCACUGCAAUGACUGGCAUGUUGCACCUGGUGGGCACUGCAAUGACUGGCAUGUUGCACCUGGUGGGCACUGCAAUGACUGGCAUGUUGCACCUGGUGGGCACUGCAAUGACUGGCAUGUUGCACCUGGUGGGCACUGCAAUGACUGGCAUGUUGCACCUGGUGGGCACUGCAAUGACUGGCAUGUUGCACCUGGUGGGCACUGCAAUGACUGGCAUGUUGCACCUGGUGGGCACUGCAAUGACUGGCAUGUUGCACCUGGUGGGCACUGCAAUGACUGGCAUGUUGCACCUGGUGGGCACUGCAAUGACUGGCAUGUUGCACCUGGUGGGCACUGCAAUGACUGGCAUGUUGCACCUGGUGGGCACUGCAAUGACUGGCAUGUUGCACCUGGUGGGCACUGCAAUGACUGGCAUGUUGCACCUGGUGGGCACUGCAAUGACUGGCAUGUUGCACCUGGUGGGCACUGCAAUGACUGGCAUGUUGCACCUGGUGGGCACUGCAAUGACUGGCAUGUUGCACCUGGUGGGCACUGCAAUGACUGGCAUGUUGCACCUGGUGGGCACUGCAAUGACUGGCAUGUUGCACCUGGUGGGCACUGCAAUGACUGGCAUGUUGCACCUGGUGGGCACUGCAAUGACUGGCAUGUUGCACCUGGUGGGCACUGCAAUGACUGGCAUGUUGCACCUGGUGGGCACUGCAAUGACUGGCAUGUUGCACCUGGUGGGCACUGCAAUGACUGGCAUGUUGCACCUGGUGGGCACUGCAAUGACUGGCAUGUUGCACCUGGUGGGCACUGCAAUGACUGGCAUGUUGCACCUGGUGGGCACUGCAAUGACUGGCAUGUUGCACCUGGUGGGCACUGCAAUGACUGGCAUGUUGCACCUGGUGGGCACUGCAAUGACUGGCAUGUUGCACCUGGUGGGCACUGCAAUGACUGGCAUGUUGCACCUGGUGGGCACUGCAAUGACUGGCAUGUUGCACCUGGUGGGCACUGCAAUGACUGGCAUGUUGCACCUGGUGGGCACUGCAAUGACUGGCAUGUUGCACCUGGUGGGCACUGCAAUGACUGGCAUGUUGCACCUGGUGGGCACUGCAAUGACUGGCAUGUUGCACCUGGUGGGCACUGCAAUGACUGGCAUGUUGCACCUGGUGGGCACUGCAAUGACUGGCAUGUUGCACCUGGUGGGCACUGCAAUGACUGGCAUGUUGCACCUGGUGGGCACUGCAAUGACUGGCAUGUUGCACCUGGUGGGCACUGCAAUGACUGGCAUGUUGCACCUGGUGGGCACUGCAAUGACUGGCAUGUUGCACCUGGUGGGCACUGCAAUGACUGGCAUGUUGCACCUGGUGGGCACUGCAAUGACUGGCAUGUUGCACCUGGUGGGCACUGCAAUGACUGGCAUGUUGCACCUGGUGGGCACUGCAAUGACUGGCAUGUUGCACCUGGUGGGCACUGCAAUGACUGGCAUGUUGCACCUGGUGGGCACUGCAAUGACUGGCAUGUUGCACCUGGUGGGCACUGCAAUGACUGGCAUGUUGCACCUGGUGGGCACUGCAAUGACUGGCAUGUUGCACCUGGUGGGCACUGCAAUGACUGGCAUGUUGCACCUGGUGGGCACUGCAAUGACUGGCAUGUUGCACCUGGUGGGCACUGCAAUGACUGGCAUGUUGCACCUGGUGGGCACUGCAAUGACUGGCAUGUUGCACCUGGUGGGCACUGCAAUGACUGGCAUGUUGCACCUGGUGGGCACUGCAAUGACUGGCAUGUUGCACCUGGUGGGCACUGCAAUGACUGGCAUGUUGCACCUGGUGGGCACUGCAAUGACUGGCAUGUUGCACCUGGUGGGCACUGCAAUGACUGGCAUGUUGCACCUGGUGGGCACUGCAAUGACUGGCAUGUUGCACCUGGUGGGCACUGCAAUGACUGGCAUGUUGCACCUGGUGGGCACUGCAAUGACUGGCAUGUUGCACCUGGUGGGCACUGCAAUGACUGGCAUGUUGCACCUGGUGGGCACUGCAAUGACUGGCAUGUUGCACCUGGUGGGCACUGCAAUGACUGGCAUGUUGCACCUGGUGGGCACUGCAAUGACUGGCAUGUUGCACCUGGUGGGCACUGCAAUGACUGGCAUGUUGCACCUGGUGGGCACUGCAAUGACUGGCAUGUUGCACCUGGUGGGCACUGCAAUGACUGGCAUGUUGCACCUGGUGGGCACUGCAAUGACUGGCAUGUUGCACCUGGUGGGCACUGCAAUGACUGGCAUGUUGCACCUGGUGGGCACUGCAAUGACUGGCAUGUUGCACCUGGUGGGCACUGCAAUGACUGGCAUGUUGCACCUGGUGGGCACUGCAAUGACUGGCAUGUUGCACCUGGUGGGCACUGCAAUGACUGGCAUGUUGCACCUGGUGGGCACUGCAAUGACUGGCAUGUUGCACCUGGUGGGCACUGCAAUGACUGGCAUGUUGCACCUGGUGGGCACUGCAAUGACUGGCAUGUUGCACCUGGUGGGCACUGCAAUGACUGGCAUGUUGCACCUGGUGGGCACUGCAAUGACUGGCAUGUUGCACCUGGUGGGCACUGCAAUGACUGGCAUGUUGCACCUGGUGGGCACUGCAAUGACUGGCAUGUUGCACCUGGUGGGCACUGCAAUGACUGGCAUGUUGCACCUGGUGGGCACUGCAAUGACUGGCAUGUUGCACCUGGUGGGCACUGCAAUGACUGGCAUGUUGCACCUGGUGGGCACUGCAAUGACUGGCAUGUUGCACCUGGUGGGCACUGCAAUGACUGGCAUGUUGCACCUGGUGGGCACUGCAAUGACUGGCAUGUUGCACCUGGUGGGCACUGCAAUGACUGGCAUGUUGCACCUGGUGGGCACUGCAAUGACUGGCAUGUUGCACCUGGUGGGCACUGCAAUGACUGGCAUGUUGCACCUGGUGGGCACUGCAAUGACUGGCAUGUUGCACCUGGUGGGCACUGCAAUGACUGGCAUGUUGCACCUGGUGGGCACUGCAAUGACUGGCAUGUUGCACCUGGUGGGCACUGCAAUGACUGGCAUGUUGCACCUGGUGGGCACUGCAAUGACUGGCAUGUUGCACCUGGUGGGCACUGCAAUGACUGGCAUGUUGCACCUGGUGGGCACUGCAAUGACUGGCAUGUUGCACCUGGUGGGCACUGCAAUGACUGGCAUGUUGCACCUGGUGGGCACUGCAAUGACUGGCAUGUUGCACCUGGUGGGCACUGCAAUGACUGGCAUGUUGCACCUGGUGGGCACUGCAAUGACUGGCAUGUUGCACCUGGUGGGCACUGCAAUGACUGGCAUGUUGCACCUGGUGGGCACUGCAAUGACUGGCAUGUUGCACCUGGUGGGCACUGCAAUGACUGGCAUGUUGCACCUGGUGGGCACUGCAAUGACUGGCAUGUUGCACCUGGUGGGCACUGCAAUGACUGGCAUGUUGCACCUGGUGGGCACUGCAAUGACUGGCAUGUUGCACCUGGUGGGCACUGCAAUGACUGGCAUGUUGCACCUGGUGGGCACUGCAAUGACUGGCAUGUUGCACCUGGUGGGCACUGCAAUGACUGGCAUGUUGCACCUGGUGGGCACUGCAAUGACUGGCAUGUUGCACCUGGUGGGCACUGCAAUGACUGGCAUGUUGCACCUGGUGGGCACUGCAAUGACUGGCAUGUUGCACCUGGUGGGCACUGCAAUGACUGGCAUGUUGCACCUGGUGGGCACUGCAAUGACUGGCAUGUUGCACCUGGUGGGCACUGCAAUGACUGGCAUGUUGCACCUGGUGGGCACUGCAAUGACUGGCAUGUUGCACCUGGUGGGCACUGCAAUGACUGGCAUGUUGCACCUGGUGGGCACUGCAAUGACUGGCAUGUUGCACCUGGUGGGCACUGCAAUGACUGGCAUGUUGCACCUGGUGGGCACUGCAAUGACUGGCAUGUUGCACCUGGUGGGCACUGCAAUGACUGGCAUGUUGCACCUGGUGGGCACUGCAAUGACUGGCAUGUUGCACCUGGUGGGCACUGCAAUGACUGGCAUGUUGCACCUGGUGGGCACUGCAAUGACUGGCAUGUUGCACCUGGUGGGCACUGCAAUGACUGGCAUGUUGCACCUGGUGGGCACUGCAAUGACUGGCAUGUUGCACCUGGUGGGCACUGCAAUGACUGGCAUGUUGCACCUGGUGGGCACUGCAAUGACUGGCAUGUUGCACCUGGUGGGCACUGCAAUGACUGGCAUGUUGCACCUGGUGGGCACUGCAAUGACUGGCAUGUUGCACCUGGUGGGCACUGCAAUGACUGGCAUGUUGCACCUGGUGGGCACUGCAAUGACUGGCAUGUUGCACCUGGUGGGCACUGCAAUGACUGGCAUGUUGCACCUGGUGGGCACUGCAAUGACUGGCAUGUUGCACCUGGUGGGCACUGCAAUGACUGGCAUGUUGCACCUGGUGGGCACUGCAAUGACUGGCAUGUUGCACCUGGUGGGCACUGCAAUGACUGGCAUGUUGCACCUGGUGGGCACUGCAAUGACUGGCAUGUUGCACCUGGUGGGCACUGCAAUGACUGGCAUGUUGCACCUGGUGGGCACUGCAAUGACUGGCAUGUUGCACCUGGUGGGCACUGCAAUGACUGGCAUGUUGCACCUGGUGGGCACUGCAAUGACUGGCAUGUUGCACCUGGUGGGCACUGCAAUGACUGGCAUGUUGCACCUGGUGGGCACUGCAAUGACUGGCAUGUUGCACCUGGUGGGCACUGCAAUGACUGGCAUGUUGCACCUGGUGGGCACUGCAAUGACUGGCAUGUUGCACCUGGUGGGCACUGCAAUGACUGGCAUGUUGCACCUGGUGGGCACUGCAAUGACUGGCAUGUUGCACCUGGUGGGCACUGCAAUGACUGGCAUGUUGCACCUGGUGGGCACUGCAAUGACUGGCAUGUUGCACCUGGUGGGCACUGCAAUGACUGGCAUGUUGCACCUGGUGGGCACUGCAAUGACUGGCAUGUUGCACCUGGUGGGCACUGCAAUGACUGGCAUGUUGCACCUGGUGGGCACUGCAAUGACUGGCAUGUUGCACCUGGUGGGCACUGCAAUGACUGGCAUGUUGCACCUGGUGGGCACUGCAAUGACUGGCAUGUUGCACCUGGUGGGCACUGCAAUGACUGGCAUGUUGCACCUGGUGGGCACUGCAAUGACUGGCAUGUUGCACCUGGUGGGCACUGCAAUGACUGGCAUGUUGCACCUGGUGGGCACUGCAAUGACUGGCAUGUUGCACCUGGUGGGCACUGCAAUGACUGGCAUGUUGCACCUGGUGGGCACUGCAAUGACUGGCAUGUUGCACCUGGUGGGCACUGCAAUGACUGGCAUGUUGCACCUGGUGGGCACUGCAAUGACUGGCAUGUUGCACCUGGUGGGCACUGCAAUGACUGGCAUGUUGCACCUGGUGGGCACUGCAAUGACUGGCAUGUUGCACCUGGUGGGCACUGCAAUGACUGGCAUGUUGCACCUGGUGGGCACUGCAAUGACUGGCAUGUUGCACCUGGUGGGCACUGCAAUGACUGGCAUGUUGCACCUGGUGGGCACUGCAAUGACUGGCAUGUUGCACCUGGUGGGCACUGCAAUGACUGGCAUGUUGCACCUGGUGGGCACUGCAAUGACUGGCAUGUUGCACCUGGUGGGCACUGCAAUGACUGGCAUGUUGCACCUGGUGGGCACUGCAAUGACUGGCAUGUUGCACCUGGUGGGCACUGCAAUGACUGGCAUGUUGCACCUGGUGGGCACUGCAAUGACUGGCAUGUUGCACCUGGUGGGCACUGCAAUGACUGGCAUGUUGCACCUGGUGGGCACUGCAAUGACUGGCAUGUUGCACCUGGUGGGCACUGCAAUGACUGGCAUGUUGCACCUGGUGGGCACUGCAAUGACUGGCAUGUUGCACCUGGUGGGCACUGCAAUGACUGGCAUGUUGCACCUGGUGGGCACUGCAAUGACUGGCAUGUUGCACCUGGUGGGCACUGCAAUGACUGGCAUGUUGCACCUGGUGGGCACUGCAAUGACUGGCAUGUUGCACCUGGUGGGCACUGCAAUGACUGGCAUGUUGCACCUGGUGGGCACUGCAAUGACUGGCAUGUUGCACCUGGUGGGCACUGCAAUGACUGGCAUGUUGCACCUGGUGGGCACUGCAAUGACUGGCAUGUUGCACCUGGUGGGCACUGCAAUGACUGGCAUGUUGCACCUGGUGGGCACUGCAAUGACUGGCAUGUUGCACCUGGUGGGCACUGCAAUGACUGGCAUGUUGCACCUGGUGGGCACUGCAAUGACUGGCAUGUUGCACCUGGUGGGCACUGCAAUGACUGGCAUGUUGCACCUGGUGGGCACUGCAAUGACUGGCAUGUUGCACCUGGUGGGCACUGCAAUGACUGGCAUGUUGCACCUGGUGGGCACUGCAAUGACUGGCAUGUUGCACCUGGUGGGCACUGCAAUGACUGGCAUGUUGCACCUGGUGGGCACUGCAAUGACUGGCAUGUUGCACCUGGUGGGCACUGCAAUGACUGGCAUGUUGCACCUGGUGGGCACUGCAAUGACUGGCAUGUUGCACCUGGUGGGCACUGCAAUGACUGGCAUGUUGCACCUGGUGGGCACUGCAAUGACUGGCAUGUUGCACCUGGUGGGCACUGCAAUGACUGGCAUGUUGCACCUGGUGGGCACUGCAAUGACUGGCAUGUUGCACCUGGUGGGCACUGCAAUGACUGGCAUGUUGCACCUGGUGGGCACUGCAAUGACUGGCAUGUUGCACCUGGUGGGCACUGCAAUGACUGGCAUGUUGCACCUGGUGGGCACUGCAAUGACUGGCAUGUUGCACCUGGUGGGCACUGCAAUGACUGGCAUGUUGCACCUGGUGGGCACUGCAAUGACUGGCAUGUUGCACCUGGUGGGCACUGCAAUGACUGGCAUGUUGCACCUGGUGGGCACUGCAAUGACUGGCAUGUUGCACCUGGUGGGCACUGCAAUGACUGGCAUGUUGCACCUGGUGGGCACUGCAAUGACUGGCAUGUUGCACCUGGUGGGCACUGCAAUGACUGGCAUGUUGCACCUGGUGGGCACUGCAAUGACUGGCAUGUUGCACCUGGUGGGCACUGCAAUGACUGGCAUGUUGCACCUGGUGGGCACUGCAAUGACUGGCAUGUUGCACCUGGUGGGCACUGCAAUGACUGGCAUGUUGCACCUGGUGGGCACUGCAAUGACUGGCAUGUUGCACCUGGUGGGCACUGCAAUGACUGGCAUGUUGCACCUGGUGGGCACUGCAAUGACUGGCAUGUUGCACCUGGUGGGCACUGCAAUGACUGGCAUGUUGCACCUGGUGGGCACUGCAAUGACUGGCAUGUUGCACCUGGUGGGCACUGCAAUGACUGGCAUGUUGCACCUGGUGGGCACUGCAAUGACUGGCAUGUUGCACCUGGUGGGCACUGCAAUGACUGGCAUGUUGCACCUGGUGGGCACUGCAAUGACUGGCAUGUUGCACCUGGUGGGCACUGCAAUGACUGGCAUGUUGCACCUGGUGGGCACUGCAAUGACUGGCAUGUUGCACCUGGUGGGCACUGCAAUGACUGGCAUGUUGCACCUGGUGGGCACUGCAAUGACUGGCAUGUUGCACCUGGUGGGCACUGCAAUGACUGGCAUGUUGCACCUGGUGGGCACUGCAAUGACUGGCAUGUUGCACCUGGUGGGCACUGCAAUGACUGGCAUGUUGCACCUGGUGGGCACUGCAAUGACUGGCAUGUUGCACCUGGUGGGCACUGCAAUGACUGGCAUGUUGCACCUGGUGGGCACUGCAAUGACUGGCAUGUUGCACCUGGUGGGCACUGCAAUGACUGGCAUGUUGCACCUGGUGGGCACUGCAAUGACUGGCAUGUUGCACCUGGUGGGCACUGCAAUGACUGGCAUGUUGCACCUGGUGGGCACUGCAAUGACUGGCAUGUUGCACCUGGUGGGCACUGCAAUGACUGGCAUGUUGCACCUGGUGGGCACUGCAAUGACUGGCAUGUUGCACCUGGUGGGCACUGCAAUGACUGGCAUGUUGCACCUGGUGGGCACUGCAAUGACUGGCAUGUUGCACCUGGUGGGCACUGCAAUGACUGGCAUGUUGCACCUGGUGGGCACUGCAAUGACUGGCAUGUUGCACCUGGUGGGCACUGCAAUGACUGGCAUGUUGCACCUGGUGGGCACUGCAAUGACUGGCAUGUUGCACCUGGUGGGCACUGCAAUGACUGGCAUGUUGCACCUGGUGGGCACUGCAAUGACUGGCAUGUUGCACCUGGUGGGCACUGCAAUGACUGGCAUGUUGCACCUGGUGGGCACUGCAAUGACUGGCAUGUUGCACCUGGUGGGCACUGCAAUGACUGGCAUGUUGCACCUGGUGGGCACUGCAAUGACUGGCAUGUUGCACCUGGUGGGCACUGCAAUGACUGGCAUGUUGCACCUGGUGGGCACUGCAAUGACUGGCAUGUUGCACCUGCAUGCUUGUUGGGGAGCAUGCAUGGGGUGUUCAUGCAUGGGGUGUUCAUGCAUGGGGUGUUCAUGCAUGGGGUGUUCAUGCAUGCGCAUGGGCAGGAGGUAAAGCGACAAACAGGAAGAAACAGUCUGUACCGCGGCAGGCAGGGCCGAGUGAGGCCAUGGAUGAAGGUGGGAGUGCGUAUGGCAUGGCAGCGCAUGGCAGGAAGCAUAUAA